UAUAAAAUUCUCAGUGAACGAAGUUGUUAUCCGAAACUGCAGUCGACGACGCCUUGACGAAGAGCCAGGAAUACCCUGCGGGUGGCGGCCAAGAUGCAGGACAGCUUCAGUGACGACUCCGACGACUACCUAGAUGUGGUGAGCGGAGCUGAUGAGUGCAGGAAGAAGCCCGGGAGACGUCCUCUGGAGGAGAGGAUAGACAUGACGCCCACGCUCUAUAGGCAACGGAGUUCACAGGAACCUCCAGAUUCUGGGUAUUUUAAUGACACCUCUGCUCCACAGAGUAUUGGAUCUCUUACGUUAUCAAAUGGAUGUGAUGAGAACGGCUCUGCUAAUGACGAGUUAACAGAAAAAUCUGGAAAUAUGAUGAAUGGGCAGACUACCAACUUCUCAAAUAAAUUCUACAGUGGAUACAAUAAUACAUCAAGCCCAACACUCUCACACAGAUCCCGCACUAGUCAGAGUCCAGGUCCUCGUGGGAGAGGAUCAUCGAGGCAAAUGAGAAUGCACAAAGGUUACUCUGUCCCCUUUGAUGAACUCCGUAUGGCAGCAAUGUAUGGAAAUUUACCCGUAGUCAGAUCUUUAGUCAAGCAAGGCAUUGCUGUAGAUCAGAUUCUGAAGUCUGGAUGGACAUGCCUGAUGUAUGCUUGUUCUUGUGGGAAACCUCGAGUGGUCGAGUUCCUGCUGCAACAAAAUGCUGACACUAAUCUCCAUAAAGAGUUGUUUACCGCUCUCAUGGCUGCAUGCGCUUCCAGCCGUGAAUGUGAAGCAGACCUUUUGGAGUGUGUGGAAUUGUUGCUCAGUUACGGUGCUAAAGUGGACGUUGCAGAGCGACAUCGUAUGACAGCCCUCAUGUUUGCCAGUAAAGAAGGGCGAACCACAAUUGUUCAGAGGCUUAUUGAUGCAAAAGCUGAUCUCAACAAGCAGGACAAUAAAGGGUGGACUGCUCUGUGCUGGGCAGCUACAAAGGGGCAUGGUAAAGUGGUACGAAUCCUGCUGCAGCACUUGGCGGAUCCAUUAAAAAUGAACACCCAUGGACAAAGGGCAGCAGACAUUGCACUUGCUGCAGGUUACCCUCAGAUUGCCGACAUUCUGGAGCGUGUGGCUGUUGGAGGUGCCAAUCUAUCAUUUACGGAAAGCAGUGCUGAAAGUGUCAUGAUCAAGUACCCUGUAGAAAACAAAAUGCCACAGUCUUAUGGAGAACUUGAGAUGGUGUUGACAGGACUGGAUUUGUCAUACAUGAUCACUUUGUUUCAGGAACACAAGGUGUCAUUUGAGUCAUUUCUGCGCCUAUCGGAGAAAGACCUUGAAAAUAUGAAUGUGACUGCCAUAGGAGUAAGAAAGAAGAUUUUGCAUGCAAUAAAAGAGAUCAACAAAAAAGAGUGGCAAACCUCAAGUCUGCCAAAUAUGGCAAUGGACUCAAUGAUUACGGUUCCAGAAGCGGUAGCCAUGAUAGCAAAUAUUAACAAGCAUAUUCGAUACAUGCAUGCAUCGGUGGGCUAUCUGCGAGACCAGUUGCAAUGUAAUCCCAAGCUGCUUCAGUUAGGCCAAGAAGUUCAUUCUGUUUCCACUCUAUCAUCACAGUGUGGGGACUCGAUAAAAUUUAUACAGUCUUUUCGCGAGGAACUAAGGUUCUUUAAAAUUCAUCUUGACAAGGUAUGUGGUAAUGCAGAGUACAGUCCAGCUGAUCUCAUCGUAGAUUGCGUGGAUAAUGGAAGAGUGUGGCAGAGACGUCUUUUGGCCUCUUUAAUUACUACCACAGCAGUGGCCACUAUCCUUUGGUACUCAAGACCACAGACCUUUGCAAGAAUUUUCAGCAUCAAAAUGCCACAGAAUACUGUAUUGCUCGAUAUAUAACAAUUUUGGUUUUCGAGCAAUACAGUAUUCUGUGACGUUUGGUGAAAAUGAACUGCAUGGCAGAAACUGGUGAGAACACUUGUCAUUAAAUAAUUAAUCACAUAUCAUCUUGAGUUAACAUGUACAGUAGAUCACAAGUAACUCAUUCACUCAUUUCCAGUGCCUAUACCCAAGAAAUAAAAUGGCUUUUACUUAUCCAGGUGGAACUAACUUUGUGUAGUAAUGUGAAGGCACAGAAUUAUAGAUCAAAUAAUUUCAUAUGAACUAUUAAUAACACAAAGUUUCAUUUCUUAUAAGUGAUGUUAGUAGCUUCUGGCACUGCUGAAGGUAAAUAUAUCCAAAAUAUGAGUGCCUUUAACUAUUAAUGGUAAGAUUUAAAUCAUUAUUAUGCUCUUAACUACGCUGAUACUCUUGGCACUUUGAUGGUUCUAAAUUGUUGCAUCAUUUGUUGCCAAAAUAGUCAAGCAGUAUCCCUUUUUUUCCACAUUCAAAAAAGGAUGACACAAGGAGAAUUGUGCCUGAUAAUUUGUAAUUUAAGUAUAUAUUGAAUAGGAGCACAAACUCCUACCACAUUAUCUGAAUUGUUUUCACUUGCACAGUUCUUUUUGGCCAUACAACAGUGGCUUCUUGUUUUUUUGUUUUGCAUUUAAAGAAAUUACUCCCUGCCCAUGUAUUGAAAUAAAAAUUACAUAAAAUAAAACCAAUAAAAUAUUUAUCAAAGGGUAAACAAGAGCAUGAAAUUUAAAUUUAAGUAGAUGAGUAAAUUUAAGCAAGUCAUAUAUUAUUUUAUUUUGGAUUUUUAAAAUUUAUUUUAUAGCUACUGUAUUUAGCCAUCUUGAUAGUACCUGUUAGGAAUAUUUAAUGCUGUAGGAGUUAUACAGUGUGAGGAAAAUAGGUUUAUUUUUCUUAAUUGCUAUUAAUUUUGUAGUAAGUGAUUGUGGAAUUAAAAUGUAUAGGAAUAUUAUAAUUAUUUAAAUUCGACCUAUACAGUUGUGAUGAUAAAUAUAAGUUUUGUGAGUGCAAUACUAGUAUAUUGAUUAGGUAGGUUAGUAUAUACAGCGUGUGUGUGUGUGUGUGUAUAUAUAUAUAUACAGUACUGUAUAUAUAUAUACAAGUACUAGUCUCGGAUGUUUAUUGAGUAAUCUAACCAUAACUUUCGAAAUGUGGUACAGAUUAUUCUGAUAUAUAGUUUAUCAUAAGUGAUGUUAUAGUACAAAUAAAGCCUUCCAAU
This is a messenger RNA of Procambarus clarkii (red swamp crayfish), 3088 nucleotides long. RefSeq names its product ankyrin repeat, SAM and basic leucine zipper domain-containing protein 1. Gene Ontology annotation, molecular function: protein binding. Gene Ontology annotation, cellular component: pi-body. The record is from RefSeq and is a predicted model, not a curated record. Gene Ontology annotation, biological process: piRNA processing. NCBI's taxonomy places the organism in Eukaryota, Metazoa, Arthropoda, Malacostraca, Decapoda, Cambaridae.